This is a messenger RNA of Blastomyces gilchristii SLH14081, 3110 nucleotides long. RefSeq lists its product as uncharacterized. Lineage: Eukaryota; Fungi; Ascomycota; Eurotiomycetes; Onygenales; Ajellomycetaceae. The transcript has a single exon. The record is from RefSeq and is a predicted model, not a curated record. Bases 658 to 1734 code for a protein of 358 amino acids.
UUUUUUUUUUUUUUUUUUUUUUUUUUUUUUUCCUCGUCCGACUCCUGAGAAAUCAGGCCCUACCUAGGUAUCCAUAACUGAUAGAUAUAUAGCCUUCCUAGCAUUUAUGAUUAGAGUUUACAAUAAUUCUUCCAAUCUCGGGGUUAGUACACUUAUUAUUGAAUUACAAAACGGCAGUUGCUGGAUCAAAUGCCUCCAAAUCUAAAACUCAAAAUCAGAGUCAAAAAUAUAUAGAACAGGCGGAUUUGGGAUACUGAUGGCAUUCCGCUAUUCUUAUUCAGCUUAAGCUUUCCGAUCCUUUCUACAUGAAUACCCGAGUCCGUCAGAUGCAUACGUGUAUUCCUUCCGCUGCAACCUUGCUUCUGAACAAUGUUCUAGUCCAUCUCUUACUUCAAUUCAAGAAGUGGCCCUAUAUCUAUUUUCGUUCCCCAAACUUGUCCAUAACUGACAGUCAGAGACUAGUUACAUGAUGUCAUAAAGUUUCUUUUCACACCACACAAGACUCAAGAAUCGAUACAAAAUAGGCAGGAAUUUUCAACCGCGCAACUCUACGAAAUAAUUAUCUGCUUCGCGGUGAAGUUGACAAACGUUCGGAAACCAAGGGCCUCUCCUCACUACGUGUCCGGAAUAUCUGUGCGUUUUCUAGCAAAGUGAACGAUGGAGAAGCAUUCCCUAAAGGAUUACUACGUAAAAGCAUCCGAAGCGCUAACAAGGCGUGUCGGGAAGCUAUCACGGGGCAUCAAACGCAGUAGGAGAAAGGAGACGGUUCAAGUUUCCUAUCAAGACGGUCUACCACCAUUUUUCAACUUAAGUGACGAUGUCAUUUAUUAUCUUAUUAAGGCAAUCCCUCCCGCGGAUGGAGCAGCACUCGCUGUGACAUGCAAAGCCAUAUGGUUCAUAAUCGGCGGGUCCCCCGGUGUUCGGAAGCUCAUUGAAAACAAGAAAGAUCGCGUUAGCCUCCUCGCGAGGCUGGAGAUUUUCUUUCCUCAACAUGUUCUCUGUCAUCAAUGCGCGGUUUUCCAUCGCCGUCGGAAACUAAACCGUCAUAUAUCAUUCCAGCCAAGACCUUGUGAUGAGGUGAACAGACCUAUAAAGUUUUGGGACUGUUUUUACCAUCUCCCGUUCUCCCUGGCUAAAGAGGUUAUGAAUCGUCACCGAUACGGGAAGGACUAUGGAUGCCCGAUAUCCGAGAUUGGUUGUUGUGCGGGAGAACUUGGAUGCCCUGAACAUUUCAGAUUUCGGCGUUUAUUUGGUAGCGCCAAGAUCGUCAAUGGCAAUCUAGUUCUGCAAACAGACCAGUAUGCAGUGUUAUGUGGUAAAGAAGGGCCAGUUUUGCCAUCUGCGAAUUUUUUCCACUCUCGGAAUGGCACGUUUCCAACGCUCCUUUUCUCCAAAAUCAGGGGGAAGAGGGAAUGUACAUUCAUGCGAUGCCCGGACUGCUCUUCUGAAUUUCGAUUGCUUGUUGACAGGGUAGAAGGGAAGAAUCUAGUUAGGCAAAGGAUCACGACUUGGAUAAACGCCGGAGCUUGCGAAACACCGUAUGAUCCUCAGUGGAUAUCGGCGGCGGGCUGUCAGUGUGCAGGUCUUCGAGAUUGUCACCGUAUCAUACCAGAGGAUUCCUUAUAUCUUAGCCACUAUAACGACAGACCGCCUUCUGACCAGAAACGGGGCUUUUUAAACUUAUCGUGGAGGGAUUUUAGGCCUGACCCUUUUCUAUUUGGAAUUUCAUUCUAGUUACACAACAGAAGAGGGGAGGGAUGGAGGGGAUCGCUGCCUGCUAUCACCAGGAUACAAGGGAAAAAAAAUUAAAAUCAAAAUUCAAAGAAGUCUCGAACAGCCACACUGGCACAAACAAAGCGGGAAACAAAAAGUGAAAUGCAAGUAUGCCUGUUCAAUCCAACAAUAAUAGCACAAUAAGGAGCAAAAGCCGACACUAUCUCCAUGUUGGCUGGGAAAAGCCUGCCCUUUUUCAGGAGAAUGAUUAAAGAGCCAACACUCGUUUAUUUCACGGAGGCCAGGACCCUUCAGGGAACCCCAGCUCAGAGGGACCAUCGUUCCAAUCCCGAACAGGCCCCUUGCUGCUAGCAAAUUAACUCAAAAGUGACCCCCCUGAACUACUCUCCAUCACCACAAGUCACCACUGCGCGACCCGAGACUCCAAUCACUACGCCAAUUUUCCGAAAAUUAAUCUUAAUAAAUGGGAUGGAAAGGGCUAUAUGAACGGCUCAAGGGCAUAUCUGCAUAUAAACUUCUUAUAUGCAUGUAAAUAUGUUUUAAUAACUUAUUAAAUAAUAUACUCGCACAGCUAAUAUCUAAUAUUAAGGAGAUUGUUUUGAAAAAGUAUCCGCCAGCAUGGCAAUAUGCAUCAUCAUAUAACGAUAAAUUCUAUCUCCCAUCCAUCCCUCACAAGUGAUCAGAAAAAAGGGGAAAUCGAGAAAUCCUUUUGUCUUUUAUUUUUAACCCUUUGAUAAUGAGGAGGAUGGGGGCGGGAAAAUGACAUUAUAUGCACUAAGGUGGGUAUCGAAAUCGAGAAAGGAAAUUGAUUAAAUGAAUAUCAAGAUAUCAGAACAUGCCAGCCAUGUAAAAAGGAUUGUACUCAUAACAGAAUACAAGGGUGGAAAAGCGUUAAAGAGGAAGAAAAAUUAACAAAAGCAAAAAAUCAAUACAAGGAAUAAGCAUGAAUGAGGAACAAAAGAAGUGGGGAGACUCAUCACACGAAAGGGAAAAGUAAAGGAAGAUAUCAAUCAAAUCAAACAGACGCUCACGCAAACUUGAUUCAGAUCUAUAAUCAUGCGGAUACCAGUCAAACAAGGUGGUAAUGACGGGUUAAGGAGUAAAGCAACUGACAGUUUUACAGAAGCCGAGGAGGGAGGGACAGCCAGCAUAUGCCAGGUUCCGGUAGGAUAUGCGAAGAUUCUAACAUGCCGAGAAGGACAAUGGAAUGAAGGCUGGGAGUUUGGAACUUGGUGGUGGGAACUGUCGAAUACAGCCAAAUGCAUUUUCAUCACAUCAACUAACCACCACCCCCUUCAUGCCAUUUUUAAAGGAAGUUUAACCGCGCCCCAAAAAUAGCCAAAAAAGAAAAGAAAAAGAAAAAAAAGAAAAGAAGA